This is a messenger RNA of Aspergillus glaucus CBS 516.65, 564 nucleotides long. RefSeq lists its product as uncharacterized. Bases 103 to 564 code for a protein of 153 amino acids. NCBI's taxonomy places the organism in Eukaryota, Fungi, Ascomycota, Eurotiomycetes, Eurotiales, Aspergillaceae. The record is from RefSeq and is a predicted model, not a curated record. The transcript has 3 exons.
GGGCAAUCACAGCUCGAGUUACAAUUUCCAUCUACCAGCACAUAAAUAUCCACAUCGCCCACCCACCAAGAGAUCAUUGAUCAUGCAUUCACAAUAGUCAUCAUGAACUUCUCGGCUCUGCCAGAUGACAUACUCUUUGCCUUUGCCGAGAAAUUGGAAGAGGAACCGGACAUAAAUGUCCUGAGCCGGUCAAACAGUCGUCUCCAUCAGCUCUUGAACCCUUUCCUGUAUCAAUACAACAUCCGUCACCACAGCGCCUAUGAACGAGUGGACGAGCCCGUUGACCGGAGGUACGGGAACAACCCAGAAGGAGAAGAAGACGACGAUGACCGCCUACCGGUUCAACAUCCUAUGCUUCAGAUCGCGGAGGGAUUCACUGCUUGGCUUUCAAGGAUCAGCGCACCAAAACCGAAAGAGCCCCAUAUUCCGCCGUAUCGGCGUGACCCCCGCCAGCCACUUGUCAUGGGGGCUGCGAGUGUGGGCCAUGUGGGAAUCAUGGAAAUCCUCCUCGCACAUGGUGCAAACCCAGAUACCCGAGAAUUUUGUAGUUGGGCGUGGCACUAA